Messenger RNA from Rotaria sp. Silwood1, 228 nucleotides. NCBI's taxonomy places the organism in Eukaryota, Metazoa, Rotifera, Eurotatoria, Philodinida, Philodinidae. The record is from the annotation of a GenBank genome assembly.
AUGAUGGAUCAUUUGAAAAAAGUACGUUAUAAUGAAUUACGAGCUAUUCAACGAGCAUGUAAAGGUCAAUUUUUAUUAUGGAAUAAUAUUGGUGCAAUGACUUGUUACAAUGAACAUAUUCAGAUCUCCUUUCAUCAUGUAUUAUAUCAUCGUUUAAUUACAAUUGAUAAUAAAACAGAUAAAUGUUCAAUUGAAGAUUUAUUAUUAUCAGUUAUUGUACCUGAUUAA